CAGGCGACCAGUUAACUGUUUAUGUAUGAGUUUAUUGUUCAUCUUGGAAACUUCGAAGUUACGACAUAUUACUAUAUGCUUUGUGCAUUUGUUACGGUGGAAUAACUACGGUAUUUUUUUAUCUGUAGAUUUCUAUAAAGUGUUAUCAUCUGUUACGCAUGUAAGCUGGUGAUUCUUCCUCGGGAGAGGUACUCUGGUUCUUUGUUGAUGCAGUGAACACUAACAGCAUCGGUGCAUCACGGUUCAUCUAAUGAGAUUUUGCCGAAUGAUGGGAACUUCGUAGAUGAUUAUACGUUAGUCCCAUGGAUUUUCUUUCGAAGAAGCCGCUGAUAAAGGCGGAGAAAAAUUGGGCUGGGACUAGUAGUAAAAACGAUGCGUCCCACGCAGCCCGCGGUGAAGCAGCUGUGGACUGGCCGCUAUGGAUUUUGACAGUGUUAUCAGCUGUGACGCGCUUUUGGCGGUUGGGCUAUCCCAAUGUGGUGGUGUUCGACGAGCUCUUCUAUUCGCGCUUUGUGCACAUGUACGUCAAUGGAAUAUUCUUUUUCGACUCCAAUCCACCGUUCGCCAAACAGCUGAUUGCUGGCGCUGCAUACCUUGCCAAUUACAGUGCUCAAAACGAAACCUUUGCUAAAAUUGGAGAUGCAUAUUCACCGGAAACACCAAUAUGGGUGCUGCGUUUCAUUCCGUGUCUUUUUGGAACUCUCUUGGUGCCUUUAUCGUAUUGCAUAGUACGGAAUCUGGGAUAUUCCCAGUUGGCUGCCACCAUCAGCGGUGUGUGUUUUCUCCUGGAUGGCGCUCUCAUCACGGGAUCUCGUUUCGUCAUGACAGACUCGGUGAAUCUUGCCUUACUUUUAUCAUCUCUUUUCUGCAUUCUCAGAUUUGUGCAGUCUCGCCCUCUAUCCGGAAGCAGUGUGUUGUGGGGUUUGUUGGUGGGACUAUUUAUGGGAUUGGCCAUUAGUACAAAAUAUGUUUCUUUUCCAUCUUUGCUAUGGUUUACGUGGAUUAUCUUUCGACAUUAUUGGAAAGUGUUGGACGAUUUGAGCAUCAGCGCGAAACGGCUCGUAGAAUAUUUUAUAUACUGUGUGCUGAUUGUGAUAUUCGUUCCGGUGGCAGUGUAUGUGGGAUCGUUUUUGAUUCAUUUGACGGUUAUCACGAAAGCUGGACCGUAUGAUACCAUGAUGUCCACGCGAUUCCAAGCUAGCCUUGAGGGAGGAUUAGCGGCGAUCUCCCGGGGUCAGCCGUACAAUGUGGCCUACGGAUCGCAGAUUACCCUACGCAAUCAUGCCGGUGUACAGGAUAAUGCUUGCUGGCUGCACUCACAUAAAGAGGUGUAUCCUCUGCGUUAUGAUGACGGACGAGGUAGCUCUCACCAGCAACAAGUGACAUGCUAUUCCUUCAAAGACGUCAAUAACUGGUGGAUUAUUAAACAUCCCAACAAGACCAUUUUGGAGGUUGAAUCGCCACCGGAGCAUGUCAGAGAUGGGGCUGUUGUUCAGUUGGUGCAUGGCGUGACCGGGCGUCUGCUCAACAGCCAUGAUGUUGCGGCUCCAAUAUCUCCGGAGUGUCAGGAAGUGUCAUGCUAUAUUGACUACAAUAUAACUAUGCCGGCUGAAGAGCUCUGGGAAGUGAAAAUUAUCAACCAGGAAGCGGAAGAUCGCUACUGGCAUGCGAUACAAACGAACGUUCAGUUAAUUCACGUCAAUUCCAAGACCACGUUAAGCAUUUCUGGACAGCAACUUCCGCCAUGGGCAUUCAACCAGUUCGAAGUUGUUAGUAGCGUUCAGUUAAGCAAAUUUACGCUGUCUUUGUGGACAGUGGAAGAGCACCGCUACAGCACAGCUCACUCGGGACAGAAAGAACGUGAAGCCGCCUUGCUUAAAGAUGAGUUUAUCCCUGACAAAGCCACCGAUUUAUCGUUGUGGAAGAAGUUUUGGGAACUCCAAUGGAGCAUGCUAGGUUUAUCUAGAGACACAGUGGAGGAGCAUGUUUAUGGAUCUAAACCUUUUGACUGGAUUAUGAACGAUAACGGUGUGGCUUUCUGGGCCCAGAAAGGCAGUAAUAGGCAAAUUUAUCAACUUGGAAAUGUCGUUGUUUGGCACACUGGCGCUUGUGCCCUUCUGGUAACAGUCGUCGCACUUAGCCUCGUUGUGCUGGUCCGAAUGAGAUUCCCCGAAAUUUUUCCAAAUCAUCACAUCCAGUGGAUUCGCGUGUGCUUUGCAGCUGAAGUGGCACUUGGCGGAUUUGUUGUGAAUUGGCUGCCAUAUUUCUUUACGGACCGUACCCUGUUUUUCCAUCACUACUAUCCGGCUUUGGGUUUCAAGUUUUUACUGCUCGGAGGCUUUAUGGGGGAAAUCAUGGAUUUGUGUAGAAACAAAGAGUAUUUGGCGAAAACCGUUCAGGCUCUGGUUGCGGUGUGGAUUAUGUCUGUAAUCUACACAUUCGUUCGUUUUGUGCCUAUUACUUACGGCUUCGAUGAAUUAAGUGCGAGUGAGCUGCAUGGUCUGGAGUGGAGGGAAUCUUGGAAUUUUAUAAUUAGAAAUUCGUGAGAAAUGCCGGCUAUCCUUUUUAUGGAAAUUAUGUUUUAGAUUUUAUUGUUAAUAAGAUUUUAUUCAAAUUUCGACUUGUUUUCACUUGUUUUCUGUUGAGUUGUAAAAAGUGUUGAACCACAUUUUCCGGUGCACCUUGCGGCGGGACUAAGAGACAGUUAUAUAUCAUACCUGCUUGGAUUUCGCUUUUAAUCGGUGUUUUUAAUAGAUUAGUACCGACAGAAUAAAGAACUAACAUAU
This is a messenger RNA of Paramacrobiotus metropolitanus, 2786 nucleotides long. RefSeq names its product protein O-mannosyltransferase 1-like. Gene Ontology annotation, molecular function: dolichyl-phosphate-mannose-protein mannosyltransferase activity. Gene Ontology annotation, cellular component: membrane; endoplasmic reticulum. The transcript is spliced from 10 exons. Bases 303 to 2546 code for a protein of 747 amino acids. The record is from RefSeq and is a predicted model, not a curated record. NCBI's taxonomy places the organism in Eukaryota, Metazoa, Tardigrada, Eutardigrada, Parachela, Macrobiotidae. Gene Ontology annotation, biological process: protein O-linked glycosylation via mannose.